AUGGUGAUACAGCGUGCUUGCAGUGAAGCAUUGCUCGAAUUGCAUAAGCCGACUGGUUGCGCAAUCGAACGGAGGCGCGCAACGUGCUGAGUGUAUGUGCCAAGUGCCGUGCCCUUCGUGGUCGCAAGACGAGUCUGAGCAGCGACAGCUCUGCUGAUGACUCCUCUCUGACUCUUCAUUCUCACAGCCCCCCAAGCCGUGCACUGGCUCUCGGUGUCACCGUCACUAACACAGCGUCGUAGAGCUGUAGAGCUGCUGGCCGCAGUCCAUCGCCUGCACGUAGCCGAGAGAGAAGGCAGUGUUCAGAAUGUGCGAGGAACAGGCAUAUGGUGUGUGGAGGAUCAAGGAGCAACUCAGAGUGCAAACUUGACCUCGAGUUGA
Ceraceosorus bombacis is the source of this 381-nucleotide messenger RNA. NCBI's taxonomy places the organism in Eukaryota, Fungi, Basidiomycota, Exobasidiomycetes, Ceraceosorales, Ceraceosoraceae. The record is from the annotation of a GenBank genome assembly.